This is a messenger RNA of Talaromyces amestolkiae, 1971 nucleotides long. RefSeq lists its product as uncharacterized. The transcript has 4 exons. The coding region runs from base 1 to 1971 and encodes 656 amino acids. Gene Ontology annotation, molecular function: protein binding. The record is from RefSeq and is a predicted model, not a curated record. NCBI's taxonomy places the organism in Eukaryota, Fungi, Ascomycota, Eurotiomycetes, Eurotiales, Trichocomaceae.
AUGCCCGACUUCGACAUCAACAACAGUCCGUCGUCUGCCUCUCAUAUUCCUCGUCCCAAACCUGACUCGGCAGUAGGUCAAAGCGAUGUAGGAAGCUCUGCUACUGCUGCCAGUAGGCAGAGACAGAAUCAGUCUAAGCGGGAUGAGGCCAUUCGCAGAAAAAUGGAGGCGGACCUCAACAAAAAGCGUCACCAUGUGCAACGCCCUCGUCAUAAUCGCAAAGCUCCCCCCGGAACCGUCUUGGCUCUGAAGCCCAGUCAGGCUCUGCAGAUCAAGCCCAACACCACCGUGGCCGAGGCCGCACAGUUGAUGGCCGCCAAACGAGAAGACUGUGUUUUGGUUACUGAUGACGAUGAACGCAUUGCUGGUAUUUUCACCGCCAAGGAUCUUGCUUUUCGUGUCGUUGGAGCUGGCUUGAAGGCUAGGGAGGUCACCAUUGCGGAGAUCAUGACCAAGAACCCUCUAUGCGCUCGCACUGAUACCAGUGCCACCGAUGCUCUUGACCUGAUGGUCCGCAAGGGUUUCCGUCAUCUUCCUGUCAUGGAUGAGAACCAAGACAUCUCCGGUAUUCUCGAUAUUACCAAAUGUUUCUACGACGCCAUGGAGAAGCUCGAACGUGCAUACAGCUCGUCCCGUAAGCUCUACGAUGCAUUGGAAGGUGUUCAAUCAGAGCUCGGAUCCAGUCAGCCCCAGCAAAUCAUUCAAUAUGUCGAAGCUCUACGUCAAAAAAUGUCCGGUCCCACCCUCGAGUCGGUCUUGGAUGGUAUGCCACCGACUACCGUGUCGGUGCGAACCUCAGUCAAGGAGGCUGCUGCUUUGAUGAAGGAGCAUCAUACCACCGCUCUUCUUGUCCAAGACCAGGGCUCGAUUACUGGUAUCUUCACUAGCAAGGAUGUGGUUCUGCGUGUCAUCGCUCCUGGCCUCGACCCUGCGACUUGCAGUGUCGUCCGUGUGAUGACUCCUCACCCUGACUUUGCGCCAACCGAUAUGAGCAUUCAGGCUGCUCUACGCAAGAUGCACGACGGACACUAUCUUAMCCUGCCGGUCAUGAAUGAGGCUGGUGAAAUUGUCGGCAUGGUUGAUGUGCUCAAAUUGACAUACGCCACACUCGAGCAGAUCAACUCCAUGAACACCGGUGAUGAUGAGGGCCCUGCUUGGAACAAGUUCUGGCUGUCCAUGGACCAUGAAUCCGACUCUAUGGUCUCUGGCGGGGGCAGUCAUCGCCCACACACCCCUCAUCGAUCUGUCCUCAGCCCGGACCCAACCAAGCCUGGCUUUGAUCGCGGCGACAGUGUUUUGCCCAACGAGUCAGCUUCGCACCAUGGCGAUGACAUGCAUUCGGAAAUUCUUGAACAACACGUCGACGAUGUCAACACGCCCUUCGCAUUCAAGUUCAAGGCGCCUAGCGGCCGCGUGCACCGUGUGAAUGUUGUUCUGUCAGAGGGUGUCUCUGCGCUUGUUGCGAGCGUUGUUGCUAAAUUGGGCCAAGAAACCGAAGCUGUUGGUGGUGAACCAUCAGUCGAGGAUGGAAAGCUCAGUAGCACUGGAUUUGCUUUGAGCUAUCUUGACAACGAGGGAGACACCGUUUCCAUCACCACCGACCAGGACCUGUCAGACGCUGUUCACCAGGCACGAAAACUUCAUCAUGAGAAGGUUGACCUGUUUGUUCACGACCCUUCUCAGCCMCCUAUCCCUGCCACUGUCGAACCUCAGCCUGCUCUCUCGAAACCUCCUACACCUCCCGAGUCUGUCCUCAAAGAGCGCGCCCCCAAACACAUUGAAGAAGACGAAGAGGAGGAAGACUUCAGCCGAUCGACUAGGGCAACUAAGCAUGCCGUUCCUCAACAACGCUUGCCCGAGGAGCAGCUUAUUGCUGGAGUACCCAACGAUCUUUUGUUGCCUGGUGCUAUUGUCACACUUGCCGCAGUGAUUGCCGGUGUCUUCAUACUCAGCCGACCAAGUGGUAGAUAA